This is a messenger RNA of Nicotiana attenuata, 659 nucleotides long. Its product is annotated as organ-specific protein P4-like. The record is from RefSeq and is a predicted model, not a curated record. The transcript is spliced from 2 exons. Bases 99 to 509 code for a protein of 136 amino acids. NCBI's taxonomy places the organism in Eukaryota, Viridiplantae, Streptophyta, Magnoliopsida, Solanales, Solanaceae.
UAUAAUAGCUUAACCUGUCUAUAUAAGCUCCUAAUAUGCUUCAAGCAAAGAUCAAUAACAAUAGCUUCUGAGUCAUACAUAUUCCUAGUGAAGUGACCAUGAAAUCGCAUGUUGCUCUAAUCCUGCUCUUUUCACUUGCCCUGUACACAAACAACACUGAUGCAAGAAAAGACCCUGGAGAAUACUGGAGAGGUGUGAUGAAAGAUGAGCCAAUGCCUGAAGCAAUCAAAAAUCUUAUGCAUCGGCAUUCAGUUCUUCAAUCCAAAGAGAAAACUGAUUGUUACACAUCAUCUUCUAUUGGAGGUGAAGCCUUUGAACCAAGGCCUAAUCUAUCUGUCUACCACGACGACGCCAACUUGAAAGAAGCUGAGAAAUCAUUAUUUACGAAAGACUCCGAGCCAAGGCCUAGUGCAACUCAAUAUCAUGAUGAUGACGCUGGUCUUAAACAAGAAAACUCCUUCGCCGAUGAUUUUGAGCCUAGGCCAAAUCUUUCUGUGUACCAUGAUUGAUAUUGCAUAUAAUGAGUAUUGUGUGUCUUUCUGCUUUGUGUUGGUGCUUUUAUGAAAUAAAGAUGUGUAACCACACUUGAUGGUUGUAUUGUAGUGUUCCUUAACUUUAUUAUAUGUUCUAAGCAAUGAUCGAUAUGCUUGGCUUCCUUA